Messenger RNA from Bacidia gigantensis, 564 nucleotides. RefSeq lists its product as uncharacterized. Gene Ontology annotation, cellular component: late endosome membrane; membrane raft; Ragulator complex. The record is from RefSeq and is a predicted model, not a curated record. Gene Ontology annotation, biological process: endosomal transport; cellular response to amino acid stimulus; regulation of receptor recycling. The transcript has 3 exons. NCBI's taxonomy places the organism in Eukaryota, Fungi, Ascomycota, Lecanoromycetes, Lecanorales, Ramalinaceae. The coding region runs from base 1 to 564 and encodes 187 amino acids.
AUGAACCAUUGCCUGAAUUGCCUCGAGUGCCUCGGCGUGCGGUUCCGAGGGAGCCAGAGCUCUGAGACAUCUCGUUUACUCUACGAUGAUCCUUACCGAUCCCAAUACGGUACCAAUGGCACACACAAUCAGAGGGUGAUCCAGCAGCAACCAGAUGCGGAAGCUUUGAGAAGAGAACGUGAGGAGAUGGAGGGCAUUUGUCAUAGAAUGUCUGACCAAGUCAUCGAUGUGUUCAACGUAGCUCCGCAGGAGAACGAUAGGGGAGUGACACUGGAACAAGCGAGAGAAAUUGUCAUGGACUACGGCGUCAAUCCGGCCCAUUUAUCAGACGCUAAAGUAAUUGCCUUUAUCAAGAAACGACACUACGAGAUCAGAAGUGACAAAUCUGUUGGGCCCCAUACGAGUGGUGAAGCAAAUCGAAGCAAGGUCGGAGUAGCCAGCGACGCAGAACCAUCCUCACAAGAAGAAUUAGAGUUCAAGACGAUUCGGAGGAAGGGGAAGACACCUCUUUCCGUCACACUUGAUAAGAUUGACAGCGAAGCACUUGGAGCAGUAUUGGGGUAA